Messenger RNA from Mycena indigotica, 1125 nucleotides. RefSeq names its product PHB domain-containing protein. The transcript is spliced from 7 exons. Gene Ontology annotation, cellular component: plasma membrane. Lineage: Eukaryota; Fungi; Basidiomycota; Agaricomycetes; Agaricales; Mycenaceae. Bases 1 to 1125 code for a protein of 374 amino acids. The record is from RefSeq and is a predicted model, not a curated record.
AUGGCCACAGGAAUCGAGCUGAAGGACCGUGCGCCGUCGCAUACGGACUCGUCGCCAUCGCGCGGGAAGGCACCAGCGUAUACCAUGGCCGAAACGGAUCGGAAUGGCUUCGGACACGCAGAGUCGAGCAGUCGUCCGGCACCACGGGACUCUGGUGGGGCACACCUAAUCAAGGUGCAGCCGCUCAAAAGGGAGGAGAUGCAGCCCUCAUAUGCACAAGACCUCGGCGUCGACACGGUCACCCACGGCCUCUACGGCUCGCUGCUUCAAUGGGCGGGGUCGAUCUUUGGCGUGUGCGGCAUGGUGCCGUGCUGCCCCGUCCCCAAUCCGUUCCGCGAGGUCCAGCAGGGCAAGUCGAAGCGAGACUGUAUUGCGAAGGGUGCUCACGGGAUCGAUGACAGGCUCUGUGGGGCUUGUAUCGCGGUUCGGACAGUUCUACAAGGUUCUGUCGACCCCGGACUUGUCCAGCUUAACAUAUGCACGGAGAGCUUACAGGUGGUCGAUGUAAAGAUCCAAAUCAUACCCAUUGGUCGCCAAAGUGUCAUCACUCGAGACAACGUAAAUGUUGAAAUCGACUCCGUGGUGUACUACCAAAUCAACAACCCGUACCGCUCCGCCUUCGGCAUUUCUGACUUGCGCAAGGCGCUAAUCGAGCGCGCACAGACCACCCUCCGGCAGGUUGUCGGUGCGCGGGUGGUCCAGUCCGUCGUGACCGAGCGCGAGGCGAUCGCCUUUGAGAUCGCCGAAAUCGUCGCAGACGUCGCCGAAAAAUGGGGCGUGCACAUCGAGGGCAUCCUCAUCAAGGACAUCAUCUUCUCGCCCGAGGUCGCCGCGAGCCUCAGCAGCGCCGCGCAGCAGAAGCGCAUCGGCGAGAGCAAGGUCAUCGCGGCAAGAGCGGAGGUGGACGCCGCGAAGCUGAUGCGCCAGGCGGCGGACAUCCUGGCGAGCCCGGCGGCGAUGCAGAUUCGGCAACUCGAGGCGUUGCAAUCGAUGGCGAAGACCGCACAGGCGAAGACUAUCUUCGUGCCGAUGCAGCUCCAGAGCGAUGUCAUCUCCAAGCUCAAUGUCGAUGGGUCCACCGCUGGCCGAGGCGACGGCGGGGAGGGCACAUCCGGUCAACUGUAG